AUGUGAGUUGUGAGGGGAACUAAAACAGACAUGGCAAGCCAGAAAGGAGUGGAUGAAAAGAAUGAAGAUCCGGUUCACCUGAGACGCAGAAUUAGUCUGGUGCCUGCAAUCUCCUUCAUCAUAGGCAACAUGGUGGGCAGCGGGAUCUUCAUCGCACCCAAAGGAGUACACAUCAAUACAGGCAGCGUGGGAUUCUCCCUGCUCAUCUGGGUGCUCUGUGGACUCCUCUCCAUGUUUGGUGCCUUGUGUUAUGCUGAGUUGGGAACAAGUUUCAAAAAGUCUGGUGGCAAUUACAUAUAUUUACUUGAGAGUCUUGGGCCACUUCCUGCUUUCCUGACGCUUUGGUCUGAGAAUAUUUUGAUCAGACCUGCAUCGACUGCAUAUAUUUCCCUGGCUUUUGGACAAUAUGUCUUAGAACCCUUCUUCAUACCAUGCCCAGCUCCUCCCCUGUUAGUCAGACUGACUGCUGUUCUUGGAUUGACAAUUUUGGUGGCAGUGAACUGCUGGAGUGUCUCGCUGGCCUCUCAUACACAGGUCGUCAUCUUGAUCAUGAAGCUCUGUGCUCUGAUUCUGAUCAUUGUCCCAGGAAUUAUGGGCCUGGCUGAAGGACGAACUGAAAACUUCCAGAAUGGUUUUAACUCAGAGCUUCUCACACUGACAAAACUGCCUUUCGCCUUCUACUCAGGACUUUAUGCCUAUUCUGGAUGGUUUACAUUAAACUUCAUUACAGAGGAGGUUAUCAAUCCAAAAAGAAACAUUCCACUGGCCAUCAUUUUGUCCAUGGUCACUGUGACUAUAUUAUACAUGCUGGUAAAUGGAGCAUAUUAUACUAUGAUGACUGAAGAUGAGCUGCUGAUAUCUGAUGCUGUAGCAGUGACUUUUGCCAACAAAGUCCUGCCCAGGAUGGCAUUCCUGGUGCCUUUAUUGGUGGCCAUGUCUUGUCUUGGGACCAUGAAUGGGGGAAUCUUUUCAGCAUCAAGAAUGUUACUUGUGGCAGCCAGAGAGGGACAAUGGCCAGCUCUGUUUUCCAUGAUGGACAUACAACGAAGGACCCCAACGCCUUCUCUAUUAUUUCUGUCCCCGCUAAUGAUUAUCAUGGUGGCAAAAGGAGAACUUGAUCAGCUGAUCAACUUUGCUUCCUUCUCACACUGGUUCUUCCUUGCCUUGGUUACACUGGGCCUUCUCAUCCAUCGCUAUCGAUUCCCAGACCAUCCAAGAGCAUUUAAGGUUCCUUUGGUGGUUCCUGUGAUCUUCAUAGUGGUGUGUUUCUUUAUCGCGGGUCUGUCUCUAUAUUCAGACCCCUGGAACAUAGGUUGCAGUUUGGCUGUUACUCUCACUGGAAUCCCAGUGUACUACCUGACCAUAAAGCACUCCUAUGUACCCACCCAUUGGACAAAAGCCUUUGAUUACUGCAGUAAACAACUUCAGAUCUUGUUGAAGGUGGUACAGCAAGAGAUUCAGACCUACUGA
Messenger RNA from Neoarius graeffei (lesser salmon catfish), 1470 nucleotides. Its product is annotated as cystine/glutamate transporter. Gene Ontology annotation, biological process: amino acid transmembrane transport. Gene Ontology annotation, cellular component: membrane. Lineage: Eukaryota; Metazoa; Chordata; Actinopteri; Siluriformes; Ariidae. The record is from RefSeq and is a predicted model, not a curated record. Gene Ontology annotation, molecular function: L-amino acid transmembrane transporter activity. The transcript is spliced from 12 exons.